AAAAAAAAAAAAAAAAAAAUUACUUGCACUUCAAUAUAUAAAACAGAAAAAAGUUAUUUUCUCCCCAGCAAUUUAAAGUGUUCUUGUUAUAAAACCCCUGAACUCCUCUUAAAAGCUUUGGGAUCCCCUGGCGCCCAAAUGGAAAAUCAUUGCUGUAGGGACAGCAAUUUACAUUUCGUUAGCUCAAACAGUAUGUACAACCAUUUUUUUUCUGGUGUAGGAGUAUUAAGAAGUAAUUAUUUAAAAAAUUUUAUUGAUACAUAAUAGAUGUAUAUAUAUUUGGGGGUAAAUGUGAUAAUUUAAUACAUCCAUGUAAUUUGUAAAGAUUCAAUCAGUGCCAUUGGGAUAUCUGUCACUUUAAAUAUUUGUCCUUUAUAAGAAGCAAUAAUAUUAAACUUUAUUGGGCACUCACUAUGUUUGGGACAUUAUGUUAAUGGGCUUUAUAUACAUGAUCUCAUUUAAUUCUCACAACAAUGCUGUGAGGUAGAUGUAAUGAUUAUUUCCAUUUUGUAGAUGAGGAAAUGGAGGCCUGGAGAGGUUACGUACUUGUUCAUGGAUACACAGCUAGGAAGUGGAAGAGCUGGGACCCAAAGCCCACUCACUUAACCAGGACACAACCUUGGGCCUGGUCUGCUGGGGUCUCACUUCCCAAACCCCUCACCCCCCCAUGCCCAGCACCUGGAACCAUCACUGUGGGGGCUGUACACUGAGGGUUGUCUCCCAUUUGUGACAAAACUAUAAUGGACUAGAGUGAAACAAAAAUGCAAUGUAUGUCUCUAAUCUUCAGGCAACGCCAGCUCCCAGACACCCCGCCCUAUUCUGCAUCCGACUCAUGCUCUCCUCCGCAGGUCAAAGGUGCAUGCUACCGAACCCUGAGGCCCACAGCUGGGAGGACUCCAGCUCCUUUUCUCCACUCCACAGCUGCUCCUGCGAUGCCCCCCAUGCACCCGCUGCAGAGCACCUCUGGAAUGGGCGACUCCAGCCAAAUCCACGGAGGCUUUCACAGCUGCCACUCAAACGCCAGUCAUCUUGCCACCCCCCUGGACCAAUCCGUGUCCUCCCAUCUGGGGAUAGGUUGUUCUUACCAUCAGCAGCCUCUGUGUCACAGCCCUGGAGCCUCAUUGCCUCCAACUAAGAAGAGAAAGUGCACGCAGGCACUGGAGGACUCCGGGGAAUGCCGAGUGUGGGCCUGCCACUGCAGACCGAUGACAAGUAGGAGUCGCAGCAGUGAAGUCCAGGACCCUGACAGUGAGGGACAGAACGGAAUGCCUACAGACCAGUGCUCUCCUGCUCUGAAGUGGCAACCAUGCCAUAGUGUUCCUUGGCACAGCUUAUUAAACAGUCAUUAUGAAAAACUACCUGAUGUGGGCUAUCGAGUUGUAACAGACAAAGGAUUUAAUUUUUCACCAGCAGAUGAAGCUUUUGUUUGCCAAAAGAAGAAUCAUUUCCAGAUAACCAUUCACAUCCAAGUUUGGGGAAGUCCAAAAUUUGUUGAAACCGAGAUGGGCCUAAAGCCAAUAGAAAUGUUUUACUUGAAAGUUUUUGGCAUUAAGGUGGAAGCCACCAAUCAAAUAAUUGCUAUUGAACAGUCCCAAGCAGAUAGGAGCAAAAAGAUUUUCAAUCCUGUUAAAAUUGACCUACUGGCUGACCAGGUCACCAAAGUAACACUGGGACGAUUACACUUCAGCGAAACCACAGCAAAUAAUAUGAGAAAAAAGGGAAAACCAAAUCCAGACCAGAGAUACUUCAUGUUGGUGGUUGGACUGUAUGCUGCUAACCAAGACCAGUUCUAUCUGUUGUCUGCCCACAUCUCUGAAAGGAUCAUUGUAAGGGCCUCUAACCCUGGGCAGUUUGAAAAUGACAGUGAUGCAUUGUGGCAGCGAGGACAAGUUCCAGAAUCUAUUGUCUGUCACGGUCGAGUAGGAAUCAACACAGAUGCGCCGGACGAAGCCCUGGUUGUCUGUGGCAACAUGAAAGUGAUGGGGACCAUCAUGCAUCCCUCUGACAGCCGGGCAAAGCAGAAUAUCCAGGAGGUUGACACGAAUGAACAGCUGAAAAGAAUAGCCCAAAUGAGAAUUGUUGAAUAUGACUACAAACCUGAAUUUGCAUCUGCAAUGGGAAUAAACACUGCCCAUCAAACAGGAAUGAUUGCCCAGGAGGUGCAAGAAAUCCUGCCCAGAGCAGUAAGAGAGGUUGGUGAUGUCACCUGCGGAAACGGAGAGACCUUGGAGAACUUCCUCAUGGUGGAUAAGGACCAGAUCUUUAUGGAAAAUGUAGGUGCAGUGAAGCAACUGUGCAAACUAACUAACAACCUUGAGGAAAGAAUAGAAGAGUUAGAAAUAUGGAACAGAAAGCUGGCCCGGCUAAAGCGGCUCAGUAGUUGGAAGUCAUCAGCCAGUGAAGCAAGCACAAUCAGCAAAUCUAGCAGAGCCGUUAGUGCAUCUUCUCCAAGAAGGGCCGUUCAUAAAAAAAACAACAAGGUUUAUUUUUCAGGAAAAAGACAGGCGUGUCCUAAUUGGGUUUUCCAGACCUUGGUUAUAACUCUGAUUGCUGUGAUGGCAUUUUGUGCUUUGACGAUAGUUGCCCUUUAUAUACUUAGCUUAAAAGAUCAAGACCGACAUGUCCCAAAUCUCCCUCCAAGCAAUAUCACAAGCUCACAGGAGCCGGCUCUGCUGCCCACAGCCUCCUCCUCAGCACCUAAUACAUCCCUGGUAACCACACCGGCCUCCUUACAAGUACCUGAAAUUACUUUCUGUGAAAUCCUGCCGUGUCAGGAGACUUAUUGCUGCCCCAUCCGGGGAAUGAAAGAAGUCUCUUCAAGUCCUGUGCAAAGACAAUCUGAGGAGAAGGAAUUCCAUCAGAGGCGAUGGUCAGAAGACAAAAGCAAAUCAGUUUUGACAAGAAAUGCACUUAGCAGCCCUGACUGGGAGAGUGACUGGAUUGAUACAACCAUCAGUUCUAUUCAGAUUAUGGAAAUCCAGCAAAUAAUAGAUCAUCAGUAUUGCAUUCAAAGCCUCCAGUGCGGAUCUGGAAAUUAUAAUUACAAUAUUCCUGUUAAUAAACACACACCCACCAAUGUCAAGUUCUCUCUGGAAAUAAACACAACAGAGCCAUUGAUAGUCUUCCAGUGCAAAUUCACCCUUGGAAAUAUAUGUUUCCAUAGUAAAAGGGGAACCAAAGGGAUGGAAAGCCACAGAGAAAUCUCCCAGGAGAUGACACAGGGAUAUCAGCACAUUUGGAGCCUCCCUGUAGCCCCAUUUUCUGACAGCAUGUUCCAUUUCCGUGUAGCUGCACCGGAUUUAGCUGACUGUUCAACUGAUUCUUAUUUUGCUGGGAUAUUCUUCACCGAUUACUUCUUUUACUUCUAUCGACGCUGUGCCUAAUUUGUUCAAGUUUGGGGACUUUACCAAAGAAAAAUACUCAGGAAUACAUUUAACAGAAACGAACAUCCUCUUGCAACUUCUUUUUUCUUCUUUGUAAAACAUUUACGUUUAUUGCUGAAGGACUUUUUCAGGCUUUAGCUUCCAACAGUUUUGAGACAUUAAUGAGGAGAAUAAAAUGUUUGCUGAAACUUGAAAUAAUGUGAUGUUUGAUUCUGCCAUGACUAUGAAGAAAACAUUUCCUGGAGCAAACAGUUCUGUUGAAUUUAAAAAUACUAUUUCUGGUAUUAAGGAAGUUGUGAGCUCAAAAUAAGGAGAUCUAGCCUCUAUUUUGUUUUAAUGUAUUUUAAAGCUUUUGAAAAAACCAAAAGGGCCAUGUUGACUUCGGCCCACUAAACAUAGACUCUUGAGAAUGUGUGGUAUGGUAUGUGGAGGAGUUGGGGGGGGUGGUAUCUGAUACUGAGCUCACAUUUAGGCAGAUUGUCCUGUGUGUGUGUGUAUUGUGUAAACACAUACACUAGAGCACAGAAUGUAGCUUGUUAAUCAAAUAGAUUUAAGAGAAAUAAUUGCAACUCUGCUUUGCAAUGCUUGAUGGACACUAAACUGUGUGGGUAGGAUAUGCCCCCUUGUAAAGAUGGAAACUCCUAUACCCCAGAGCGCACUGAAAUGAAUCAAACUAGCCAGUCCUAAGCCUGCUUACUCUGCCUCACCUGUUCCUUCCCUCAGAUUACCACAAUAAAGGGUCAUGUCUGCAGUUCCUCCUUCUCCCUCUGCCUCCUGACUGUUCGCCCUGGGAAUAGUCCUGGUUCCCCGGGUGGCUCCCUCUGCCAUGCCCUGCCCCUUUGUCUUGGGGACUGUGAGUAACAAACUAUCAUUUGGAUGGCAAUUAUCUCCUCAUCUGCUGGUCUUAUACCUCAAAUUUUCUAUUAACACACUAUUUUUUAGAAAAUGGAGAUCCAAGCCACCAUCACUGUAGUUCCAGGUAACCGGGACGCUGAAUGGCUGGCUUUGCCUUAUCUCAUUGUUGGUCUCUGGGUCAAUUAGGAUAAGAAAUUUGAUUUUUUUUAGCGUCACAGAGGUAAUCAGCAGCAAUAAAACAUCCUCUUCCUUAUUUUCA
Gorilla gorilla gorilla (western lowland gorilla) is the source of this 4497-nucleotide messenger RNA. It is a transcript of the gene MYRFL, whose product is annotated as myelin regulatory factor like. Gene Ontology annotation, biological process: positive regulation of DNA-templated transcription; protein autoprocessing. The coding region runs from base 762 to 3383 and encodes 873 amino acids. The record is from RefSeq and is a predicted model, not a curated record. Gene Ontology annotation, molecular function: sequence-specific DNA binding; DNA-binding transcription factor activity. Lineage: Eukaryota; Metazoa; Chordata; Mammalia; Primates; Hominidae. The transcript is spliced from 23 exons. Gene Ontology annotation, cellular component: endoplasmic reticulum membrane; nucleus.